CGCGGGACACACAGAUGAUAAUGACGUCAAGCUCUGAACAUCGGCUCAAAGUUUCGCAUCCGGUUGAACUUAAUAUUAUUAGCCACAUAAAGCGUUUCCUGUCCUUAAUUUUAAAUUGUCAGGCGUUGGACCGACCUCAACAUCUCAUUACGGAUGUGUCUUAUUAAGGGUUGAAACUCAAAUCUUGGGGCUCCUGUUAACCCAUCCAGCCGGUGUGGGACGUGUGUUGUCCCCCUCUUCUCCUGCGAGAUGGGCAGUCAUUUCCGCAGCUACAUCUGGGAUCCGAUCCUCAUCAUCUCUCAGAUUGUUCUCAUGCAGUGCAUCUACUACAGCUUCUUGGGUCUGUGGUUGGCUGGUGUUGAUGGUUUGGUCCAUACCAGUAGAUCACUUGACCAGAUAUUCAGUUAUGAGGUUCUUGGCUUUUCAACAACACAAGGCCGCUUGUCUAUGAUGGCAUUCAUUCUGAAUUCUCUCACAUGUGCUCUUGGCCUGUGGUUUUUCAUCCGACGGGGAAAGCAGUGCUUGGACUUCACCGUAACAGUGCAUUUCUUCCACAUGAUCGGCUGCUGGAUCUAUAACGCCCACAUCCCAGCCGCCCUGUCAUGGUGGUUGGUCAACGUGGCCUGCAUGGCCCUCAUGGCAGUCAUUGGCGAGUACUUAUGCAUGCGGACAGAGCUCAGAGCAAUUCCUGUCAACACGGCACCCAAAUCCAACCUAUGAGGACUGUUUAGAGACAGAUGUGCCACAGUUGGAGUGAAUGAGGUCGGCGUAUCGGCAGGGCUGGUGUGUUGACUAAUGCUGCUGUGGUUUUCCAGGAGGAUGAGCAGAAGGGACUUGGUUUUCUGGUGAUGGAUUGGUCACGUCACUGUAUUUAAUCCAGAUGACAUUGAGAUGUGCCGCAUAUGUCAGAUGGGUUUUCAAGCUGCAUCAUGUUAGGAUGAUGACUUCCCGCAAGCAUUCGCAUCAUUUCAAAGGGACUAUUGUAAUUAGUAUAUUUAGUAAUUAUUUAGGAUCAACAGUUUUCAUCAUUCACAGAUGGCUACUGAAAAUAUGAAAGCGAUGUGUGUUCUAACAGCGCAGAAAACAUCAUGUCUUAUGUGUAAGUCUUUAUCUAAAAUAAAAUGCAAUGUAAUUCUGAAUACUUGGAUAAUGGUUCCUUAUCCUUUGGAAAGAAAUAAGUGGUUUUCAUGUUUUAUCAAGUCACCGUUUUACAGUUACCAAUGGCAGAGUUUAAGUCGACAUGAAAUCAAAAUGGACUCUCUUGAUAGACGUUCCUGUUGUUAUUGAGCAUGUUGUUCCACAGAACAAAGUUAAAUGUGGAUGCCUGCUUUUUUAUUUUUUAUUUUCCGUUUAAUAUUAAUAGAGAUGUCACAUUAAGGAAGUAAAAUUGGUCUCAAAUGCUGUUUAAUGUUUACAUGUUUAAUGUAUUUUGCAUUCAAUUUCAACCCACGUCUGUCUGCUACAAUCAGUAUCGCUUUCAAAAUUUGUUUGCGAUAAGUAAUGGCAUCAUACAUGCUUUUGUAAAGGUUUAAAGCAAAUCAGAUCAACCAGAUAUUUUACAUAUACUGUUGCAACAUCCUGUUUCUCAAGCACUUUCAGCUACAAGUUUAUUACUGACUACUACAAUAGAAAGGCUAAAUAUGAACUGUCAUGCUGCAGGCUCAAAAUAGAUAAGAUGGUAGAAUUGAAAAAAGGUGUUGCAACCUGUUAGACAUUGUACUGUAUUACAGGCAUUUUGUCAAUGGUUUUGCUUUUGGUGGAACUUUGUAGAUUUGAAUGAAUGAACAACAUAAAACAUUAAAGUUGAACUGCUUAAAGCUGCACAAGGAAACAUCUCAUGGCAGCUGCAUGGUUUCUCAAACGUGUUGCGAAAUACUCGUUGCUUUAAGAUGUCUUCUCAAUUGUUUUGUCAGAAUAAAACUAUAUUCUGCAGUGUC
This is a messenger RNA of Ctenopharyngodon idella (grass carp), 1937 nucleotides long. RefSeq names its product SYS1 golgi trafficking protein (gene sys1). The record is from RefSeq and is a predicted model, not a curated record. Gene Ontology annotation, biological process: protein localization to Golgi apparatus; Golgi to endosome transport; Golgi to plasma membrane protein transport. Bases 250 to 720 code for a protein of 156 amino acids. Gene Ontology annotation, cellular component: Golgi membrane; trans-Golgi network. The transcript is spliced from 4 exons. Lineage: Eukaryota; Metazoa; Chordata; Actinopteri; Cypriniformes; Xenocyprididae.